This is a messenger RNA of Labrus bergylta (ballan wrasse), 1196 nucleotides long. NCBI's taxonomy places the organism in Eukaryota, Metazoa, Chordata, Actinopteri, Labriformes, Labridae. The record is from RefSeq and is a predicted model, not a curated record.
UGGAAUAUGUCAUCGUUAUUUUUUAGAUAAAGUUUAACAUUAACCAGACACAACUGAACCAAAUAGGUAACAUGGUUGACGUUCAUUUCAACGGCCCACAAACUCAAAGUUAUAUUUUCUGUCAUGAAUUUUAUAACAUAAACAUGCGAUAACAAGUACAACUCGACGGAUAGAGAUCAGCUGUAUAUUGAAGCUGUGCCAUUACGCACAGAGAUAGAGAGAUAUGAAACAUAAACUUCAAUCAAUAAUCAGUUCUAAUGUUAAUCCGUUUAGCACAGAAUAUUGGGAGUUACACCCAUGUUGUCCAAACGGCUCCAAUAAGUGCACCGGGGACCAGAGGCUCUGAAUAUUUUUGAUGUAUUCCGUGACUUUUUUGUCUCCUCUUGCCGCGAUGGAACAGCACUCUCGGUGCGCCUACAAAUGAAGCGUUCUUAAUCGAUAUGGAUGCUCUUACAAAGAAUAUAGCAGUGGUAAUAUAUAUAUUUACAUAUAAAUAACAUACAGAAUGGAAAUAAGAUAUACAGUAAAGCAAUAUGUACAGUAAAUAGUUUUAAGAAUACAGCCAUGUUGAUGUAUGUGAAUAAGAUAGACUGACAUGUGUUAACACAUUUUGCCUGUAAAUAGUUUUCCUCUAGGUGAUUCAGAUAGGCUGGACCAGUGGAUGCUCAACCUGAGAAGACAGAACUGGACUCCCAACAAGGCCUCUCGUCUGUGCAGUGAACACUUUGUAAGCUGUCACAUCGGCACUGAUUCCAGGGGGAGGAAAUGUCCAAAGAACACCGCUGUGCCUACCAUUUUCCACUUCCCAGAGGAAAAAGUGCCAGGAGGAAAAUGCUUGGUGAUCGCCGUUUGUGUUUUUUGGGACAUCACACUGGGAUCACGGACACUGCCACUUGGAACCUCGCACUACCCCUCCCCUUGCACUUUCGAGUCACAUUUGGAAUGAACUUUUUGUAACUUUAUCCUGCCUAUCUGAGUUCUGCUUUUGGCUCCAGAAUUUCUACUAAUCGUAACCGGAGUCUCCUACUAGUUCUCAUUUCUUAACCUCUUAUAACUGUAAUACAUUGGUUCUUUUUGAUAUAUUUCAUGAAUAUAAAUGAUCUGCUUUUUAAUACUUCCCUUAAUUGUUAACAUUAAAACUCUUCUAUAUUCGAUGAUAAAGCACAUCACUUGUAUAGUUUAGAUGGGUAAACUAG